Molecule: messenger RNA, 1002 nt
Organism: Coprinopsis cinerea okayama7#130
Lineage: Eukaryota; Fungi; Basidiomycota; Agaricomycetes; Agaricales; Psathyrellaceae
Exons: 6
Coding region: 1-1002 (333 amino acids)
Source: RefSeq, a predicted model, not a curated record
AUGGCCAUGUGGCAGCUUGGAAACUGCUCAAUUUCCGUGCCCAAUGAAGGUUCAUUGCUUCUCGGGUUAAUAUCGCUGCUAGUUUAUAGGGCGAUCAGGGACGCUCUGCCAGACAAUCCUGUGGCCCAAGAACGGAUCAUUGGGGCAGUCGUCAGCACACUCGGAUUGGGAGAUAUUCUUCAAGAACGCCCCAUGAGCACUGGCGCCGACUUACUCGAGGUGAACAGGGUCGCUUGGUUUUCAGGAGUAAGAAGGAAGCGAUACUGGUAUGGCCAAUUCCAGAAGUCCGCCAAUUGCAAGACGUCCUACCACGGUCCAACUAGAAGCGCCUCUUCAGUCUGUCCGGACCUGCAGAUAGGAUGUGAAUGCUUAACUGAGAGCCGGGAUCCUUCCAGUUCUUCAGGGCUUUCGGGCGAGCUUUGCACAGCGUCGAUAUCAGCUGUCAGCGACGAGCGUCACAGAGCCAGUUCGACACUCCCAUGCAUUGUAACCACGACAUCCCUUCUAACUGAAUGCACAACCGCAUUCUGCCUAGAGGAUGAUUGCCACCUGGCUACUUACCGGCUUACUGGCAAUCAGUUACCCCAAUGCACCCCAUUCCCAGCCCAACGACGACGACUCUCGAUUGGGGCAACACGAACCUUAGGGCGCGACAGGGUUCAAAUGAAGGCAAAGUGCAUUUGGAAGAGACAAUCUUUCUUUCAUGUUCUUCCAGGUGUGGACGUAGCGGACUUUGGCUCACCCUUCCUCGAGCAUUCAUUGGCUCCAAUUCCUGUCAAGUCAAGCGCCCACCCUGCCCGGCAACGACGCGUCAUUUCCAAACGACAGAUUAUGGAUAUUAUCCUACGAUGGUCCCAAGAGGCGACGCGAAGCGGGUGUCGAUCAGGCGGGACCGGGACCUCUGAUGUAGGAGUGGAACAUUCAACAGAGCGAAUCCUGGUCCCCGUUGGGUUCCCGCCACAUUCAGUCCAACGCGAGGAAGCGUGUUAUCCACGCGAUUGA